Laccaria bicolor S238N-H82 is the source of this 285-nucleotide messenger RNA. RefSeq lists its product as uncharacterized. The record is from RefSeq and is a predicted model, not a curated record. Gene Ontology annotation, molecular function: ditrans,polycis-polyprenyl diphosphate synthase [(2E,6E)-farnesyl diphosphate specific] activity. Lineage: Eukaryota; Fungi; Basidiomycota; Agaricomycetes; Agaricales; Hydnangiaceae. The transcript has 4 exons. Bases 1 to 285 code for a protein of 94 amino acids. Gene Ontology annotation, cellular component: dehydrodolichyl diphosphate synthase complex; lipid droplet; endoplasmic reticulum.
AUGCAGCUAGCGGAAGAAAAGCUGCUGGAGCUUUGUGAACAUGGGGACAUUCUUGAUGAAUACGGUGUCAGACUCAAUGUUUUGGGUAGAACGAGUCUCCUGCCAGAGAAAGUCCAACUCGCAGUUCAAAAGGCGGAAUAUAUAACUCGACGUAAUACACGCGCUAUCCUCAAUCUCUGCAUGUCAUAUACAUCACGCGACGAAAUAACAACCGCCGUUGAAUCGUGUGUCCGAAACGCUGACCCUUCAAACCCGCAAAUCACCGAAGAGGACAUCGACGCUUAA